Molecule: messenger RNA, 1563 nt
Organism: Scedosporium apiospermum
Lineage: Eukaryota; Fungi; Ascomycota; Sordariomycetes; Microascales; Microascaceae
Exons: 2
Coding region: 1-1563 (520 amino acids)
Source: RefSeq, a predicted model, not a curated record
AUGGCGAACACCGCGAUAGAUGGGCUUCGCCUGCUCUCUCACCAUCUGUCCAAGCACUGGGCCGAUCCAUUCGCCGCCAAAAGCAAUUGGACGUCGAAUAAAGCCAAGGCCACAAUACUCGGCAGCCUCCCCAAAGUAAUUACCAUUCGCAACGGAGAAUAUUCUUCCCGCCUCCUCGACGAGACCAGGCCGCCCUCCUCGGGACCCGGGGACAAGGACGAGUUGCGAAACGGAGAUCUGCCGGUGAAUGGGCCGAGCUUGGAAUUGGUUGUCGUGCCGAGAGAUGAGAACGACCGCGUCAAUCUUUCUUCGAAAAGUCACAAUUUCGCCAAGAUUAUCGCAGCGUCAAACAUUGACCCCGUCAUCCACCAGCACAUUUACCUUUGCAGCUAUGGCUUUUACCACUACGAUAGCGACGGUCUGGUCGAAGCGACGGGUCAGCCGCGGAGUUUCUAUUUCGGAUGCUUUCUCUAUUCGAUAGCUUGGUCUUUUAACCCGGCGACUAUGAAGACCACUGGAAUUAUCAUCCUCCGCACCGUUAAGAGGCAUAACUAUGGUGCACUUCCCUUGGAGAUGUUAGAGGGGGUUCUAAAAGUCUACUCCAAAUUCCUCACCUCACCUCUCUUCUUAGCGUUUGCUUCUUUCAUAAUGCUCGCCCACGUUCUCGACGAUAAUGUCUAUCGAAACGUGGACCUUCUCAGGCAUGUCGAGAGAGAUACCGAGCAUGGGCCUGGUCGGGAAGGGCCGCGCAUGUUCUACAAGCAGCCCGAUAAUUUGAGCGAUGUUUCCAUCGGCGACGGCGAUGAAAUGCCUGGCGUGGAGAGGCAGGAUACCGUGAUUCUGGAGGAUAAAACCGACAACAUCAACAAGUUGACCGAGGUCUCGCAGCAGCUUGCCGAUAUCAACGUCCACUUAGCAAAUCUGCAACGACAUGUGAAGUUUCUCAUGACCAUGGCGGAAACUCUUGAAGACGUGUCAUUCCGAGAAUACCAGUUCGACGGCAUCCCGAGCGGCCUGCUUGAUUCAGCUCGUGCAUCAACCGAAGAGCUGCUGCGGCCCCUCCCAUCCCUCAAGAGGCGCAUCUUGGCCGUCGAGCCCUCGAUUGAAUAUCUUCAAGACAGAGCAAAGAGUUUAUCACAAGUGGUUUCUGGUCUCUUGACGCACGAAGAUGCAGAAGUCAACAUCAACGUCGCCGAGCGCGCGAGGAAGGAUAGCUCGGCGAUGAAAACGAUUGCGCUCAUGACCAUGCUCUUCCUCCCCGGCACCUUUUACGCGGCGGUCUUCGCCAUGCCAACAUUGAAGUGGAGCGACGACGCGCCUGGCGUCAUACAAAAGGAGUUCUGGAUGUUUUGGGCGUUUACGAUUCCAUCAACGGUUCUGGUGAUGAUCGCAUCGGUGAUGCUGCAUCAACGGAAGAAGCUUGUCUCAAAAGGGAAGCGCUGGGCCAAAGAGUGGAAGAUGCGACGGGCGCAACCGCGGGGGCGUCAGAGGAAGAGGGAUAUGCCGCAACUUCCAGCGCACGACCCGGAGAAGGCUUAUACCAUGACUCCCAAAGCCAAUUAA